Molecule: messenger RNA, 803 nt
Organism: Ceratina calcarata
Lineage: Eukaryota; Metazoa; Arthropoda; Insecta; Hymenoptera; Apidae
Product: protein tilB homolog
Exons: 5
Coding region: 1-720 (239 amino acids)
Biological process (GO): cytoskeleton organization
Molecular function (GO): protein binding
Source: RefSeq, a predicted model, not a curated record
AUGGUUAACAAAGUGGCUGAAAAAUGCGAAGCUUUGAAGGUUUUAAAAAAGAAAUCGUGGAUGAACUGCUGGUUUGGGCAAAAAAUCAGUCUAGAAACAAUAGCUGCAUUAUUUGUCUGCGUUACGAAUAUCGUGGAUGUCGAUGGAGGAUAUUUGUCGAGCAGAUACGUCGGUUGUCACGCGAUUCGCCAGAAGAGAAGAAUUUCNCUUGCUGAUUUUCAAUACUGCUUAAGCCUUCAGGAGUUAUUUGUUAGGAAUAAUAAUAUUGAAGAUUUAAAUGAAGUUUGUUAUCUUCAAGGUUUGCCAAAUUUAAGAAAUUUAUGGCUUGGUGAAAAUCCUUGUGCCGAAAAAGAAGGGUAUAGAUUAGCUGUUCUCAGAGCUUUGCCAAAUCUGCAGAAGCUCGACGAUGAGCUAGUAACACCCGAGGAAGUACAAACUGCAUUGAUAAAGGGCCGCGUUUUGGUUCAUCCUCUUGAUGUGUACGCUUCUCCACCACAAUCCGAUGCAGUUAGUCCAGAAGAUAUUACUACUGAAUAUAUCGAAGAAACUGAAGUGAUACAACAUCGAAGAUAUAGUUCCUCGAGCGAUCAGAGAAGUUUUGAAGAAACACAGCAUCCUCAAGAAGAGUAUCACGAUCCAGAUCAUAGAAACGCAAAUUAUAAUGCAUCGCCGUCACAUCAUUACUCGCAAAACAAUCAGUACACGUACGAGGUAAGUUAAAUGAAUCUGUAAUUAAAUUAAAUAUAAUUAUACGUUCAUUUUGCAUGUAUGACGAAUUGUAAUAAAAGAUUGAACAGUUUAAA